AUGAAAAGUUACUCUUAUCAAUCCCAGAGUUUUCAACUUUUUGGACAGCUUUUUAAGUCAUCUGCACCAGUGGAGCUGACUGAAGCUGAAACGGAGUAUGCGGUUAAUGUUGUCAAACACAUAUUCGAUAAGUACGUUGUGUUCCAGUACAACUGUACCAAUACAAUCCCUGAGCAGUUAUUGGAAAAUGUCACGAUUGUUGUGGAUGCUUCAGAAGCAGAAGAAUUUGAAGAAUUAGCAACCAAGCCAUUAAAAUCCCUGCCAUAUGAUACACCAGGACAAACAUUUGUCGCAUUUGAAAAACCAGAGGGUGUUCCAUCUAUUGGCAAAUUUUCCAAUGUCUUGAGGUUCAUUGUUAAAGAGGUUGAUCCCUCGACCGGUGAGGCUGAGGAAGAUGGUGUGGAAGAUGAAUAUCAACUGGAGGAAUUUGAGGUGGUUGCAUCAGACUACAUGCUUAAAGUCGGGGUCUCAAAUUUCCGAAAUGCAUGGGAAAGCUUAUCCCCAGAUUUUGAGCGUGUUGAUGAAUACGGCCUUGGUCCAAGGGAAAGUUUGAAAGAAGCCGUGAACACUGUCAUCAACCUUCUUGGCAUGCAGCCUUGUGAAGGGACAGAAGUGGUUGCAGCCAACUCAAGAUCACACACGUGUUUGUUAUCGGGUGUGUACAUAGGCAAUGUGAAGGUGCUUGUUCGCUUAUCCUUUGGGGUUGAUAGUGCCAAGGAGGUUGCAAUGAAACUUGCUGUCAGAUCUGAGGAUGAACUUGUAAGUGAUGCUAUUCAUGAACUUGUAGCCAACUAGUCCGUUUUUUCUUUUUAUUUUUUUUUCGAGUUUUUGAUUUACAAAAUUAUGAGACUGUUGGUUGAGUUUGAGGGGAUAUAAAAAUUGUUCUUUUUGUCUAGACAAUAAGGAUUAUUUGAAGAUAGUUUUGUGAAGAUGUUAAAGACAUACAUGUGGUUGAUAUUUUGUGGUGUAAACAAGAAGAAAUAGUAUAUGUAUUUUGCUUUUUAACU
Molecule: messenger RNA, 1007 nt
Organism: Lactuca virosa
Lineage: Eukaryota; Viridiplantae; Streptophyta; Magnoliopsida; Asterales; Asteraceae
Source: the annotation of a GenBank genome assembly